Messenger RNA from Daktulosphaira vitifoliae (grape phylloxera), 3365 nucleotides. Its product is annotated as serine/threonine-protein phosphatase 2A regulatory subunit B'' subunit beta. Gene Ontology annotation, cellular component: protein phosphatase type 2A complex. The record is from RefSeq and is a predicted model, not a curated record. Gene Ontology annotation, molecular function: calcium ion binding; protein phosphatase regulator activity. Gene Ontology annotation, biological process: protein dephosphorylation. NCBI's taxonomy places the organism in Eukaryota, Metazoa, Arthropoda, Insecta, Hemiptera, Phylloxeridae. The transcript is spliced from 12 exons. The coding region runs from base 388 to 2976 and encodes 862 amino acids.
AUCAAAUGUUAGUGUAGUCUGUGGUAUUGCAUCGUGUUCGGUGUCGGUUCCUGUCGCAGAACAUAUUACAUUCCGGUCAGUAUACUUUUAAUAUUCGUAUUGUCGUGUGUACGCUACCGGUUGUGUUUUCAACUUUUCUAAUUAAUAAAAAUCUGUUUUAUAUUUUUUAAAACAAAUAUGAAAGUGCAAAUUUAUUAAAUGUGGAAGUGACAAUAGCAUGAUCUUGGAAGCUGGCAUAAUGAUAGAUUAUGUUAGAUUAUUUCUCUAUGCAGCAUCUUACUAUCUGUGCAGUGUAUCUCAAUGAGAAAUCGUUAAUACAUUUCAAACGGCACCAUCGCUAAUUGGCGAGUGCUGUAAUGAUUGUGGCCUAGCGUGAGGUUCGGUGCGAUGACCACCACGGCAAACCAUCGUUCCUCUGGUAAUAUGGCGCCUGAACCGGAGGAAGACAUAGCGGCCAUCGCCAAACAAAUAUCCGAUCACGCGGAAGCCAUCUAUCAAACGUGGAAAGCUCGAGGCCUGGCGCCCAACGAGAUCUUGACAUGCCGUCGUGGAGACACUUCUGCUGCCGAUAAGUUCGGCUCUGUACUCACUCCAUUACAACCAAAGCAAUCGGCGAUCGCGGGAGAAACCACUCGGGAGUUAUUAGCCGACCCUCAUACCAACAGUCUGGAGCGCUUAGUGAACAAAUUCGUGGUCGAGGACAAAGCGCGGAUAGCCGCUAGGCAAUCCCGUUCUUUAUCGCCAAAACCUUUCGCUUCUUCUAUUCAAUACGCACUGCAAAAAUUCGAACAAAAAGCGUCAAGUCCCGAUCCUGUAGUGAAACCCAGUGGCGCAGUAAAAAGGUAUGGAAAGUCGACGGUGACGAGUAAAAAUUUUCCAGAUGAUUUCACUCCGGCUGUUAAGACGUGCGCUCCGUCCGUAACGCAAACCGAUCACGCCACACCGUCUUGGCUGUAUCGCAAUCGUCAGCAAAAGACCAAUAAAGAAAACGACGUAAGCCAAUCAGUCCAACCGACCCCACCGGUAGGUGCCGAAUCGAAGAAUUCUAAAUUUAUGGACGAAGUAGCCAAAGAAGAACAACGGUUGAUAGACGCGCUAAAAAAUGGAUCCGUCAUAGAGAACAACUGCAGGAAAUUGGAAAAGCCGGCCGUACCUAGCAAAGAAGGUAUACUGCGGGCCGGCUACGAUGCCGGCGGUCGCGUGAAGCCAGAAUUCCUGAUAGGACUGUCCGCUCUAAGUUCGGCCCGGAGGAACCAACAUGCUCAUAGACAACAGGAGCAAGUGCCGCAUCCCGAGCUCACUGAUCACCAACGAGCAAAUAUCCGAUCCAACCACCAGUCGAAUCCUGUCCGGCCGUUUUUAACACGUGGAUCCGUCGCUGAGCGCGUGCUCAUCUUCGAGAAGUGUCCCACCGAAUUGAUGAAGAACUCCUCGGGCACCACUGCGCAAUCUUGGAAGAAUAUCGGCUCAGACGUGCACAGCAAGAUUCAGAACUACUCGAAAGAAACUCGUAAACCAGGAGCACCACCGCCUCACACAACACUACAGAGGCAUACAAAAGCUAAUCGAAAUGUGUUCAUCCCUAGAUUUUAUUAUCCGUUUGGAAAACCUGAAAGUCAACAACAAUGGGAUAGUAUUGCCAAAACCAUUACUGAAUUUUUUCAAUCAUUGCCAAAUUCACAAGCUGCUAAACAUCAUUUUGGUCAAAUAGCUAAGUUGUGCAGUUGCCCACUUUACUGGAAACAUCCAUUAUUCUUCGCUUGUGGUGGUGAUGUAUCUAUUACCAUUGAUUUGAAUAGUUUUUUGAAUUUUUGGAAAGAAGUUUGGUCUACGUGUCAUGAUUUGUCUUCAAAAUUUAUUCGUAUUUUAUCAAGAAACCCCAAAAAACAAACCUUAUCUCCAGAAAACUUCAUCGUUCUAGUCCAAGACGUAGUAGAUUCUCAUCCAGGAUUGACAUUUUUGAAAACUGCACCUGAAUUUCAUUCCAGAUAUGUACAUACGGUAAUAUCAAGAAUAUUCUAUAAUGUUAAUACGUCUUGGAGUGGUGAACUGAGUUUAUCAGAAAUUAGAAGAUCUGAUCUUAUUAGAGUUAUUGAUUUAUUAGAAAAAGAAGAAGACAUUAACCAAGUGACAGCUUACUUUAGUUAUGAACAUUUUUAUGUAAUUUAUUGCAAAUUUUGGGAACUAGAUCGUGAUCACGAUUUGUUUAUUAGUAAAACUGAUUUGGCCAGGCAUAGUGAUCAUGCUCUUUCCACUCGUAUAAUAGAUAGAAUAUUUUCUGGAACUGUUACCAAAAGGAAACAAAAAAAUUGUGUAAAUAAUAAUUAUAUUGAAGAAAAAAUGAGUUAUACAGAAUUUGUAUGGUUCCUUAUGGCUGAAGAAGACAAACGUCACCCAAGAGCUAUUGAAUAUUGGUUUAGAUGUAUGGACAUAGAUGGAGAUGGUUAUUUGUCUAUGUAUGAACUUGAAUAUUUUUAUGAUGAACAAUUACAGAGAAUGGAAAGCAUAGGAAUAGAAUGUCUACCUUUUGAAGAUUGCCUAUGUCAGAUGCUUGAUAUGAUAAAGCCAAAAUACCCUGGUAAAAUAUCACUAGCAGAUCUCAAAUCUUGUAAAAUGACACCAAUAUUUUUUGACACAUUCUUUAAUCUUGAAAAAUAUCUUGAUCAUGAACAAAGAGAUCCAUUUGCUUCACAACGUGAUAAUGAAAAUGAAUUGUCUGACUGGGAUAAAUAUGCUGCAGAAGAAUAUGAAAUGUUAGUGGCUGAAGAAAGUGGUAAUGAUGCUCCUGAAGAAAUUAAUGGAGCUGAUAUUGAAGAUAUUCUUUCGCCUAAUUUGGAUGAUGUUCUAAAAUCAUGUACAUUCUCCAAUAUCUCAAAUCAACCAAAAGUUUUAGUCACUGACUUUUCUUCACCUUAUAAUGUGUAUGAUGAAAAUGAUUCUUCAGAUUAUGCUGGUGAUAGUGAUGAUGAUGUGUAAUUAAUGUUUACUGCAGUUUUAAUUUUUUGUUAAAAAUAAAACAAUUGAUUACUAUUAACUAUGUAAUUGCAUGAUCUAAUUUAAGAUAUAAUUUUAUACCAAAGAAAUUAGUUGCUCAUAUUUUCCUCCUGCUUAAUUUUUUAUUCUCUCUACUUAACACUUUUAAAAACUUUAAUUUUGUGUAUUUGUUAAAUAUUUAAUAUAUUAUAAUGUGUGUUUUGUUAACAGACAUCAGUCUAAGGUAAUUAUUAUAUUGUUUAUUAUGAAUGCUUGUUGUUAUUUUUUAAAUAUGGUAAGAAUUUUAACUAGCUGAACAACGUCAUUUACCAAUUUUUAAUUUUUUAUGUAUAAUUUAUAUAUAUAUAUAUAUAUGUAUGGAAAUUUUAUAU